CCCUAUGUCCCCACAGCCUGCCCUCAGACAAGGACCCAAUGCCCAACCCCAGGCCAGCCAAGCCCUCGGCCCCUUCCUUGGCACUCGGCCCAACACCAGGAACUUCGCCCAGCUGGAGAGCUGCACCGAAGGCCUCAGACCUGCUUGGGGCCAAGGGGCCAGGGGCAGCCUUCCAGGGUCGGGACCUCCGAGGUGGGGCCCAUGCCUCCUCCUCUUCCUUGAACCCCAUGCCACCAUCACAGCUGCAGCUGCCCACAGUGCCCCUAGUCAUGGUGGCACCCUCCGGAGCACGGCUGGGUCCCUCACCCCACCUGCAGGCACUCCUCCAGGACAGGCCACACUUCACGCACCAGCUCUCAACGGUGGAUGCCCAUGCCCGGACCCCCAUGCUGCAGGUGCGCCCACUGGACAGCCCAGCUAUGAUCAGCCUCCCACCGCCCACUGCUGCCACUGGGGUCUUCUCCCUCAAGGCCCGGCCCGGCCUGCCACCUGGGAUCAACAUGGCCAGCCUGGAGUGGGUGUCCAGGGAACCCACACUGCUCUGCACCUUCCCAAGCCCCAGUGCAUCCAGGAAAGACAGCACCCUUUCGACCAUGCCCCAAGGCUCCUACUCAUUGCUGGCAAAUGGUGUCUGCAAGUGGCCUGGAUGCGAGAAGGUCUUCGAGGAGCCAGAGGACUUCCUCAAGCACUGCCAGGCGGACCAUCUCCUGGAUGAGAAGGGCAGGGCACAGUGUCUCCUCCAGAGGGAGGUGGUGCAGUCUCUGGAGCAGCAGCUGGUGCUGGAGAAGGAGAAGCUGGGUGCUAUGCAGGCCCACUUGGCCGGGAAGAUGGCCCUGACCAAGGCUCCGUCUGCGGCAUCAUCUGACAAGGGCUCCUGCCGCAUCGUGGCCACUGGCACCCCGGGCACCACCGUCCCAGCCUGGCCCGGCCCCCAGGAGGCCCCUGAUGGCCUGUUUGCUGUGCGGAGGCACCUCUGGGGCAGCCAUGGAAACAGCACGUUCCCGGAGUUCUUCCACAACAUGGACUACUUCAAGUUCCACAACAUGCGGCCCCCUUUCACCUAUGCCACCCUCAUCCGCUGGGCCAUCUUGGAGGCUCCUGAGAAGCAGCGGACACUCAACGAGAUCUAUCACUGGUUCACACGCAUGUUUGCCUUCUUCAGAAACCACCCUGCCACCUGGAAGAACGCCAUCCGCCACAACCUGAGCCUGCACAAGUGCUUCGUGCGGGUGGAGAGUGAGAAGGGGGCUGUGUGGACCGUGGAUGAGUUCGAGUUCCGCAAGAAGAGAAGCCAGAGGCCCAGCAGGUGUUCCAACCCCACACCUGGCCCCUGACCUCAAAACCAAGGAAAGAAG
This is a messenger RNA of Diceros bicornis minor, 1355 nucleotides long. RefSeq names its product forkhead box P3 (gene FOXP3). NCBI's taxonomy places the organism in Eukaryota, Metazoa, Chordata, Mammalia, Perissodactyla, Rhinocerotidae. Gene Ontology annotation, molecular function: RNA polymerase II cis-regulatory region sequence-specific DNA binding; DNA-binding transcription repressor activity, RNA polymerase II-specific. Gene Ontology annotation, biological process: regulation of transcription by RNA polymerase II. The record is from RefSeq and is a predicted model, not a curated record. The coding region runs from base 39 to 1334 and encodes 431 amino acids. The transcript has 11 exons. Gene Ontology annotation, cellular component: nucleus.